UAUCUUGUGGUAAUUUUGGGACUCAGAAGGGUUUAUUGCUUAACUAAGUGCGUUCACCAACCAUUGAGGGUUCACUGGAUUGCUUCCAACAGACAAUGAGAACACCACCUUCUGCAUUCAAAAAGCUCUCCCAGCUGGUACACGAGUGAAAGGAAUGUAGAGAAUAAGGUAGUAAAUGCCACUAUAAGACAGCGUUUAAUAAGAGAAAUCGAGAAAGCCCGAGGGGGUGGCGAACAAUUCCUCCAUCAUGAUGAAAAGCCUCUCCAUAAAUAGCAAUGCUGAACGCGAUGGCCACAAACACCGGCAGUUAAACCCAAUUCUGACAUUCAUCCUUGAAUUCGGCCCAAAGCCUGAAUCAUUCCGUAAUUACCGAGGUAAUGGCGUCUGGCAGGCGUGAGCAGGGCUUUAUAGUCCGGCAAGACCGUUGUUAUCAGUCGGAUCCGACUGAUCCGAACAAUCUCCGCCACGUUGCAGACCCACCGUUCUCCGUCGCAUAUGAAAACAGGAGUCGUGCCAUCUGCCAUUCCUUCAUUUAUCUGUAUCUCCUUUCGUCGUUCCCGGCCAUACCGUAUCUAGCGCUAGGUUGAUAACCUGAUUAAACUCUCCACUCUUUCUAUACCAAAAUGAUUAUCACGCGCGGAAUUUCCCUUAUUAACUUCGGAGUCGCCUCGUCGGCACUCGCCUUCCAAGUCUUUGUCCUAUACCCGUGGCACAACCAGCUCGACGACGAGUUCAAGGCCCUCAAGCAGGAGCAUAUCCGAGUUUUGCAGAAGUUUGAACAGAAGGCGGUUCAAUAAAUGG
This is a messenger RNA of Aspergillus steynii IBT 23096, 801 nucleotides long. RefSeq lists its product as uncharacterized. The record is from RefSeq and is a predicted model, not a curated record. The transcript is spliced from 3 exons. NCBI's taxonomy places the organism in Eukaryota, Fungi, Ascomycota, Eurotiomycetes, Eurotiales, Aspergillaceae. The coding region runs from base 378 to 587 and encodes 69 amino acids.